Messenger RNA from Oppiella nova, 248 nucleotides. The record is from the annotation of a GenBank genome assembly. NCBI's taxonomy places the organism in Eukaryota, Metazoa, Arthropoda, Arachnida, Sarcoptiformes, Oppiidae.
AUGGAUAGAAAAGUCUUGAUCAUAAUACUAAAAAUGAGUGAAGUGGUGGGUCAGGCCAAUGGUGUUGGAGUCAAGAAAGGUGGCGAAAGUGCCUUUUCUCGUGGAAAGGGUCGAACGGGAAGGGAUAAGGGUAUGCGUCGGGCCAGUCGUCGGGGCGGUCGAGUCGGACGAAUGGGGAAGUAGUCUCUCAUUUGAAUUAUAAAUGACAACUUAAUUAUGACAAAUCUGUAUAAGUUUCAUAAAAUGCC